Molecule: messenger RNA, 4467 nt
Organism: Merops nubicus (carmine bee-eater)
Lineage: Eukaryota; Metazoa; Chordata; Aves; Coraciiformes; Meropidae
Product: interphotoreceptor matrix proteoglycan 2-like
Exons: 19
Biological process (GO): visual perception
Molecular function (GO): hyaluronic acid binding; heparin binding
Source: RefSeq, a predicted model, not a curated record
CAGACGGUCAUUCAGCCACGGGAGGAGAACAGGCUAAAGAUGGUUCACCAACAGCUCUGUUCAGAGGCUGGCAGUUUGCAAAGCCUUCUCUGCCUCCCGAGCUGAAAAAGCUAAAUGGCAACACAGAGGCUGAACAGGUCAACAAGCAUUUGCUGUUGAGAAGGAAGAGAUCCAUCCUGUUUCCCAGUGGAGUUAAGAUCUGCCCUGAUGAGUCUGUUGAGCAGGCUGUUGCCAACCACCUGAAGUAUUUCAGGCUCAGAGUGUGUCAGGAAACAGUCUGGGAGGUCUUCAAGACGUUCUGGGAUAGACUGCCAGAGAGAGAAGAAUAUCACACCUGGAUGAGCCUGUGUGAGGAAGGAAGGAUGAGUAUCUUUGAAAUGGGCAUGAACUUCAGCCAGUCGGAGGAGCACCGCAAUCUGAUUGUGAAGAAACUGUCCUAUGCAAAGGAAGCAAUGGGCAGCUCCUGCACUGACUGGUCAUGUGGUACUGGGACUCCAACUCCAGCUUUGGAUGCUGAUGUCACCACAUUGAGAGAUGCAGCUGCCAAUGUUCCUCCCCCUCAUGAGAUCUCCAUUGAGGGUCCUGCAGGUGGUACUGUCCAUGAGGUUGAAGAUGCAGACACUACUAUCAAUAAUGAGAUAAAGAAGCAGGAUGAGAAGCUAGUGAAACCUGCAGCGGAGCAGAUGAUUGAGUUCAGCAUUUUGGUGGCUAAUGAGAAGUACAGUGAGGAGUUGAGGGACCCGGCUUCUGCGGAACACCAGCGGCUCUCUGAACAAUUCAUCUCUCAGAUGAAAAGUGUAUUUGAAGGACUACCUGGGUACAAAAGCAUCCACAUCCUGGAUUACAGGUCUCCUGAGGAGGACAGUGGGGUGGAGGUUCACUAUGCUGUGACCUUUGAUGGAAAAGCCAUCAGCAAUGCUUCCUGGGACCUGAUUAACCUUCAUUCCAACAAGGUGGAGGACAACUCCUUCAUGAGCAUAGAGGAUAAUCCAACAGCUGUGUACACCAUCAGUGAUUUCCAAGAUUAUAUUGCUGAAAUCCUCCAGAAAAAUGCCUUGUUUGAAAACACUUCUUUGUCUUUAGACCCUAACUCUCUCCAGCUUAUUAAUGUGAAAGAGAUACAACACCCUACACCAGAAGACCCAACCUGGAUUACAGAGCAUCCAGUUGUGCUGGAGCGCCCGGAGUUUGAUGACAGCACCUUUUCAGCUGAAAGGCCUUCAGCAGAUGAAUCAACUGUCAGCAACACCUUGCCCUUUGAUUUCACCAAACCAGAUUCCACUUCAGAUAGUGAACAGUCCAAUGACAAUGAGAUCUGGCCAAGACCUGAAAAUCUGGACUCUGAGGCCAGUCUGGCACCUGAAGCUCCACUCUCCUCACAGGCUGAUGCCACUUCUUUGCCUGACUUAGAGGAUGGGAACUGGACUCCUCACUUGGUCACUGCACCAGUGUUUGAGAGUGAUUCUGUGGACUCUUUGGAAUGGCUUUCAUCCCCCAAUUCUUUAGAUGUGUUUGAAGAUACUGGACUAUCUGAAGACCUUUUGCCUUUAAGUCCUCCUCACCUUGUGCCUGAAGAACCUCCAUCUACAGAUGAUUAUGGAGUUCCACUGCUUUCUGCACCAACAGUGGCCUCUUCAUCAGUCACAGAGACUGAUAUUAAAGAAACAGUAUCUGCUGAGAAGGAAGAAGUAACUCAAGGUAGUCCUGCAGGCAGUAGAAAUGCAGAUUCUUUGUUGCAUGAGUCUGUGGAAGAAAUUCCUUUUCCCUUAGAAGUACACCCUGUGGAAGAUCAAACUGAUAUAUAUCUUGGAGAUAGAGUUGUGUAUGAUGAUGGGUCUGGUUCAGCUUUUGAUGGUUCAGGAAAAGAAAUAGAAUCAAGUGUUUGGCCUUGGGAAGAAGCAACACUGGAACCAGUUUUCUAUCCUGGUCCUGAUAGCUGGCUUGAAGAUGACAAUGAGUCUUUGUUAAUCAAAACUGAUGAUAUUCCUGAAGAUAUGAUUUUAGACUAUAUUCUUAAUUCAGGGAAUAAAUUAGAUGAUGAAUCUUCCAAAGAUGAGGAUGAAGGUAUGGCCAAUAUAAAAGAUGAUUUCCUCGAUGAGUCUGAAAUACUUGUCUUUCCAGAGACUACAACUCAGCAGAUACCUCUGUUACAUACAGAAAAGUCUUCUGUGGAACCAUCGACACAGGAAGAAACAUUGGGCAUGCAUGAUUCUUCUUUUGUUAAACCAUCUUUGGCUUUGGAGCCUCCCGUGGACCAUUCCUUUGCAGAUAUGCCAACUGGAGAGGCCCCUGUCUCACCACACGAUACAGGUCUGUCUGUGGAAGAUAGUCUCCUCACAACUACAGGGGUUGUCAGUGUGGAGCAACCUGAAGAGUCCAGUGUAGAUCAGAACAUCAUUUCUGAAGCAGUUGAACACCAAACUGAAGACAAGACAAUGGUCAACCAACCAUUCACAGUGGAGCAGUCAGAUGUAACUGAAGCUGCUACAAUAAGCCACUUGGACAUAAGCUCCUCAGAAACUAUUCUGACUGCAGGUACUUCCAUGGUAAACCCUGAUGCUUCCACAGAAGAGCAGCAAACCCUAGAUUCAUCAUUGGCAAUUCAAGACACUACUGAGUCAGCAGUGAAGAAACCAGCUGAUGUUUGGCCUACUGACACAGCACUGGAAAACUCAUUAGAUUGGACAAUGCAAUUGGCAACGCCAACUGCCACUCAAAUCUCAACUGCAGUUCCUUCUGUGGUAGAUCAGAGCACUGUUCUAGAGAGCUUUGGUGGACAGGGUGGAACAGAGCACGACAUGGAUGUUUCUGUGAGCUUCAGCACUGUUAUGGACUCGUAUGUGACAGUGAGUGUAACAACAAGCCCUGUUGAACUUCCAUCCACUCUCCUUCCUGUGGGAUCCACAGCGUCAUCAUCCGUGGCUGCCUCCACAAAGUUGGGAGAUGACACAAUAAGAGUCCUGGAUGUUUCAGUGGAUCUGGAUCCUGUCAGCACUGUCCACUUUUUUCCUGAGCUCACCGAGGAGGGCAGGAGCGUGACCAAAAGUCACGUGGAGCUAACAACUCAUGUCCAGUCCACAGAGAUGGCCAGUGUGGCUUGGGCCACCCAUGAGAACCGCAGUGGUACUCCUAUCCCAUCACGGUCUCUGGUGGUGUUCUUCAGUCUUCGGGUUACCAACAUGAUGUUUUCAGAGGACUUGUUUAACAAAAACUCUCCAGAGUACAAAGCGUUGGAGCAGCGAUUCUUGGAGCUGCUGGUGCCCUACCUUCAGUCAAAUCUGUCAGGCUUCCAGAAUCUGGAAAUCCUGAACUUCAGAAAUGGCAGCAUUGUAGUGAACAGCCGAAUGAAAUUUGCCAAACCCGUGCCUCGGAACGUCACCAACGCUGUGUACAUGAUCCUGGAAGACUUCUGCAACACUGCCUACCACACCAUGAACCUGGCCAUCGACAAGUACUCCUUGGAUGUGGAAUCAGGUGAACAAGCAGAUCCCUGCAAGUUCCAGGCCUGCAAUGAGUUCUCUGAAUGCUUGGUGAACCGUUGGAGUGGGGAAGCUGAGUGUGUCUGCAAUCCUGGCUACCUCAGCAUCGAUGGGCUGCCCUGCAACAGCAUCUGUGAUCUGCAGCCAAACUUCUGCCUCAACGACGGGAAGUGUGACAUAAGCCCUGGGCAAGGGGCCAUCUGUAGGUGUCGUGUGGGAGAGAACUGGUGGUACAGAGGGGAGCACUGUGAAGAAUAUGUGUCCGAGCCACUGGUCGUGGGUAUUGCAAUUGCUUCUGUGGCAGGAUUCCUUCUUGUGGCAUCUGCUGUUAUCUUCUUCCUGGCCAGGACCCUCCGAGACCAGUACACUAAGAGUGACACUGAGGAGUCCCAGGGGCAGGGUGACAGCCUCUCAUCCAUUGAGAAUGCAGUUAAAUACAACCCCAUGUAUGAAAGUGACACGACAGGCUACAGCCACUAUUACCGGAGAUACCCUCAGCUAACGUCCUACAGUUCCACCAGUGCAGAGACAUCCACAGACUACAGCAGUGAAGAGAUCAGGCACAUUUAUGAAAACAGUGAGCUUACUAAGGAGGAAAUUCAGGACAGGAUUCGAAUUAUAGAGCUCUACGCUAAAGACCGUCAGUUUGCAGAGUUUGUGAGGCAGCAUCAAAUGAAGCUGCUUUAAGGAAAAAAGAAACCAGUAGAACACAUGUGGGAGAUCAAGACUACCUUGUUGCCACAGCAAUGGGCUCCGACGUAACUGCCAAGUUACUUAUAGUCUUAACAUUGCAUGGAUGGAUACAGAUGUUUUCUAAAUGAAUGGCUAAAAUGUACAGAUGUCUGUUUGUCUCUGUUGCUUCAGGCUUUUUUUUUUGUGUAAAGUGAAGUUUUUUUAAGAGGUGAUCAGAAGUGGCAGAGGUUAUGAAAGUUCAUAUUUCUUUAACUCUGAAACAGACAGUGAAAGCUUGAAUACCAAGGCAAAAAAA